AGAUGGAUUUUGGAGCCCACUGACAAAGCCUUCGCACAAGGAUCAGAUGCGAAAGUUGAAUGUAAGGCUGACGGUUUUCCAAAACCACAAGUGACAUGGAAGAAAGCAGUUGGUGAUAGCCCUGGAGAAUAUAAAGAUCUUAAGAAAAACGAUAAUAUACGUGUUGAAGAAGGCACUUUACACAUCGAUAAUAUACAAAAAACUAAUGAAGGUUACUAUUUAUGUGAAGCUAUCAAUGGUAUUGGAUCUGGUCUAUCAGCUGUUAUUAUGAUCAGUGUACAAGCACCACCAGAAUUUACUGAAAAACUGCGUAAUCAAACUGCACGCCGCGGCGAACCUGCUGUCUUGCAAUGUGAAGCUAAAGGCGAAAAACCUAUUGGCAUUUUAUGGAAUAUGAAUAAUAUGCGCUUGGACCCCAAGAACGAUAACCGUUAUACUAUACGCGAGGAAAUUCUUUCAACCGGUGUUAUGUCAAGUCUUUCAAUCAAACGCACUGAGCGUUCCGAUUCUGCUAUGUUUACUUGUGUUGCUACGAAUGCUUUCGGUUCCGACGAUGCUAACAUUAAUAUGAUUAUACAAGAAGUACCCGAAAUGCCAUAUGCCUUGAAAGUUUUAGAUAAAUCUGGACGAUCGGUACAAUUAAGCUGGGCACAACCCUAUGAUGGUAAUUCCCCACUGAUCCGUUAUAUCAUCGAAUUUAAACGCUCUCGUGCAUCUUGGGAUGAGAUCGAUCGUGUUAUGGUACCCGGACACACAACUGAAGCACAAGUACAAAAACUCAGUCCAGCUACCACAUAUAAUAUUCGAAUUGUCGCCGAAAAUGCAAUUGGUUCAUCUCAAUCAUCCGAAGCUGUAACAAUCAUCACUGCCGAAGAAGCACCUUCUGGAAAACCACAAAAUAUUAAAGUUGAACCAGUCAAUCAGACUACACUGCGUGUAACUUGGAAACCACCAGCGCGUACAGAAUGGAAUGGUGAAAUUUUGGGAUACUACGUGGGUUAUAAACUAUCAAAUACUAAUUCAUCUUUUGUUUUCGAAACUGUUAAUUUCUUAACUGAAGAGGGCAAAGAACAUAAUUUGGAACUCAGUAAUUUACGCGUUUAUACACAGUACUCGGUCGUUAUACAGGCGUUUAACAAAAUUGGUGCUGGUCCAAUGAGUGAUGAAGAGAAACAAUUUACUGCUGAAGGCACACCCAGUCAACCACCUAGCGACACUGCUUGCACAACUCUAACUUCACAGACAAUACGCGUUAGUUGGGUUAGUCCACCAUUGGAAUCUGCAAAUGGUGUUAUCAAGACAUACAAAGUUGUAUAUGCCCCCAGCGACGAGUGGUAUGAUGAAACCAAACGCCACUACAAAAAGACUGCUUCCUCUGAUACCGUUUUACAUGGAUUAAAGAAAUACACCAACUAUACAAUGCAAGUUUUAGCUACAACUGCUGGCGGAGAUGGUGUACGUAGCGCACCCAUACACUGCCAAACCGAACCUGAUGUACCUGAGGCCCCCACCGAUGUUAAAGCACUAGUAAUGGGUCAUGCUGCUAUUUUAGUUUCAUGGCGUCCACCAGCACAACCCAAUGGAAUUAUACAGCAAUAUACAGUCUAUUCGAAAGUUGAAGGAGCCGAUGGAGAAGCUAAGAGUCAAAAAAUACCACAUUAUCAAAUGAGUUUCGAAGCUACUGAACUAGAGAAGAAUAAACCUUAUGAAUUCUGGGUUACCGCUAGUACCAAUAUUGGCGAAGGUCAACCUUCAAAAAGUAUUGUUGCUAUGCCAAGUGAUCAAGUUCCAGCCAAGAUUGCCUCAUUCGAUGACACAUUCACAGCUACUUUUAAGGAAGAUGCAAAAAUGCCUUGUUUGGCUGUAGGUUCACCACAACCUGACAUCACAUGGAAAAUUAAGGGCAUCGAAUUCAGUGGCAACGAUCGUAUGCGCAUUUUAAAUGAUGGUUCGCUGUUGAUAAAAUCUGUUAAUCGUCAAGAUGCUGGUGAUUACAGUUGUCAUGCUGAAAACUCGAUCGCUAAGGACUCCAUAACACAUAAGUUGAUUGUUUUGGCGCCACCACAGUCGCCUCAAGUUAGUCUCUCAGCCACAACAACUGAUUCGUUGACUGUUAAAUUGAAACCACACGAAGGUGAUACUGCUCCACUUCAUGGAUAUACUCUGCACUAUAAACCAGAAUUCGGAGAAUGGGAAACUGCGGAGGUUUCUGUUGAUGCACAAAAGUUCUCUAUUGAUAGUCUACUGUGUGGGUCACGUUAUCAGGUGUAUGCAACUGGUUUCAAUAAUAUUGGUGCUGGUGAAGCUUCUGAUAUUUUAAAUACUCGAACAAAAGGAUACAAGCCAAAAUUACCAGAAAAAUCACGCUUCAUUGAAGUUUCCUCUAACUCGGUUUCAUUGCACUUUAAAGCAUGGAAAGAUGGUGGCUGCCCAAUGUCGCACUUCGUGGUAGAAAACAAAAAACGUGACCAAAUUGAAUGGAAUCAAAUAUCAAAUAAUGUUAAGCCUGAUAACAAUUAUGUUGUCUUGGACUUGGAACCUGCAACCUGGUAUAAUCUACGCAUCACAGCGCAUAACUCAGCUGGUUUCACCGUUGCUGAGUAUGAUUUUGCUACAUUAACUGUAACUGGAGGCACAAUUGCACCUUCGCGUGACUUACCCGAAUUAACUGCCGAGGAUACCAUCCGCAUCAUACUUUCGAACUUAAAUUUAGUUGUGCCGGUGGUAGCUGCUCUACUUGUUAUAAUCAUAGCAAUAAUUGUUAUUUGUAUUCUACGUAGCAAAGGCAAUCAUCACAAAGGUAUAAAACAGUUUUAUUAACAUAUUCUUUUCUUUUUCUCUUUUUUUCUCGCUCUCUCUCUUACUAUUCGAUUACCCGCUUAAAUUACUUACUAUCCAUUAUGAUUUCGAAAUGAUCCUGUAUUAUGUUCAAAAAUAACGUUAUGCAUCAUUAAACGGUUUUAAUGUU
Teleopsis dalmanni is the source of this 2968-nucleotide messenger RNA. RefSeq names its product Down syndrome cell adhesion molecule-like protein Dscam2. Gene Ontology annotation, molecular function: cell-cell adhesion mediator activity. Gene Ontology annotation, cellular component: axon; plasma membrane. The record is from RefSeq and is a predicted model, not a curated record. The coding region runs from base 268 to 2820 and encodes 850 amino acids. Lineage: Eukaryota; Metazoa; Arthropoda; Insecta; Diptera; Diopsidae. The transcript has 8 exons. Gene Ontology annotation, biological process: homophilic cell-cell adhesion; axon guidance; dendrite self-avoidance.